CCUGUAUUUUACGAUCGAGAAUUUGGACAACAACUUCAAUUACAAAUCUGCCGUAAUAAUUUAAGACCAACUAUUAUUGAGGGCUCUCCACAAUGCUAUAUAAAUUUAAUGAAGAAAUGUUGGGAAAGUGAGCCAGACAACCGACCAUCAUCAUUAGAAAUCCGUGAAAUUUUUACCAAGUGGCAAAAUGAUGAAACUAUUUUAUUAGAAUUAGAUAAAUCAAAGGAUAUAUUAAAAAAUGUUAAAGACAUGCAAAUGCAAGCAUAUCCAGAAGUCAUUUAUACAAGCAAAUUUAUUAAUUAUACUACGUCACUUUACCAAG
Ambispora leptoticha is the source of this 322-nucleotide messenger RNA. Lineage: Eukaryota; Fungi; Glomeromycota; Glomeromycetes; Archaeosporales; Ambisporaceae. The record is from the annotation of a GenBank genome assembly.